Molecule: messenger RNA, 4869 nt
Organism: Myripristis murdjan (pinecone soldierfish)
Lineage: Eukaryota; Metazoa; Chordata; Actinopteri; Holocentriformes; Holocentridae
Gene: mgat5
Product: alpha-1,6-mannosylglycoprotein 6-beta-N-acetylglucosaminyltransferase
Exons: 17
Coding region: 366-2591 (741 amino acids)
Biological process (GO): protein N-linked glycosylation
Cellular component (GO): Golgi apparatus
Molecular function (GO): alpha-1,6-mannosylglycoprotein 6-beta-N-acetylglucosaminyltransferase activity
Source: RefSeq, a predicted model, not a curated record
GGCUCGUGCGCCGCUAAGCAAGAAGCCUAUCGUCUCAGUGUGUACAGCCUAACGGUGUCUGCGACCAGCGUGCGGAUUUUAACCAGCAUUUCCCCCUCAUUACGUUACUUUGGGAUUUAGGAAAACAGACAUAAAGAAUGCAGCCUGGUAUUAGACCCAGCCCUCUGAGAUAUGCCUGAGCCGUGAGGAUGGGCCAGAGAAGGAAAACACACCGGUGAGGCAAACAGGCCACGCACCUCCACCAAAAACGACCAUAGCUGCACGAGCCGACACCACCAUGCCCCGCCUGCCAUCCUGAUUCUCCUCUCCGACCUCUGCACCCUCCUUCAGUCAAACCAGAGUCACCACACUCCUCCAACGCCAGCAUGGCCGUGCCCUUCCUUUGGAAGCUGUCAUCCCAGAAGCUGGGCUUCUUCCUGGUCAGCUUUGGGUUCAUCUGGGGCAUGAUGCUGUUGCAUUUCACCAUCCAACAGAGAGCCAGCCACGAGAGCAGUGCUGUGCUGCGACAACAGAUCCUGGACCUCAGCAAGCGCUACAUCAAAGCCCUAGCUGAGGAGAACCAGAGUGUCAUGGAUGGGCCUUAUGUGGGCACCAUGACAGCCUAUGACUUGAAGAAGACCCUUGCAGUGCUGCUGGAUAACAUCAUGCUGAGGCUGGGCAAGCUGGAGUCCAAGGUGGAAAACAUCUACAACGGCACAGGGGGCAACCUGACCAACGGCACCAGCACCGCCACACCCAGUGCCGCCAAUGCAGAGAAAGUCAAUGUGGCUGACCUCCUAAACGGUGCCCAGGAGAAGUGCGAGCUGCCGCCUUUGGAUGGAUUUCCUCACUGCGAGGGCAAGCUCAAGUGGAUGAAGGACAUGUGGCGCUCUGAUUCCUGCUAUGCAAACUAUGGCGUUGAUGGAUCCACCUGCUCCUUCUUCAUCUACCUGAGUGAGGUAGAGAACUGGUGUCCCCGCCUGCCCUGGAGGACAAAGACUCUGACUGAAGACACAGACAGGAGAGGACAGACAGAGAUCCGGACCAGUUUUGAGGAGCUUUACCGGGUCAUGUCCAGGCGGGAAGAGUUCCGCUGGAUGAUGCUGAGGAUCAAGCGCAUGGCCGAGCCGUGGGUCAGCGCCAUCCGCUCGCUGGCCGCCAAGCAGAACCUGGCCAAGCGUCAGAGGAAGAAGAUCCUGGUACACCUGGGCCUUUUGACCAAGGAGUCGGGCUUCAAGAUAGCGGAAAACGCCUUCAGCGGUGGCCCACUGGGUGAGCUGGUCCAGUGGAGCGACCUCAUCACUACGCUCUACCUGCUGGGGCACGACGUCCGCAUCUCAGCCUCCCUGGCGGAGCUCAAAGAGAUCAUGCGCAAGGUUAUGGGGAACAAGUCGAGUUGUCCCACUCAGGGUGACAAGGUGGUGGAGCUCAUCUACAUCGACAUUGUGGGCCUAACCCAGUUCAAGAAGACGCUGGGCCCUUCCUGGGUCCACUACCAGUGCAUGUUGAGGGUGCUGGAUUCGUUUGGGACGGAGCCAGAGUUCAACCACGCCCAUUACGCCCAGUCCAAGGGCCACAAGACGCCCUGGGGGAAGUGGAACCUCAACCCCCAGCAGUUCAACACUAUGUUCCCUCACACCCCAGACAACAGUUUCCUCGGCUUCGUGGUGGAGCAGCACCUCAAUGCCAGCGACAUCAAGCACAUCGACGACAUCAAGCGGCAGAACCAGUCGCUGGUCUAUGGCAAGGUGGACAAUUUCUGGAAGGACAAGAAGAAAUACCUGGACAUCAUCCACAGCUAUAUGGAGGUCCACGGCACAGUGCACGGCACCAGCACUGUGCACCUGCCCAGCUAUGUGAAGAACCACGGCAUCCUGAGUGGCCGCGACUUGCAGUUCCUCCUCCGAGAAACCAAGCUGUUUGUGGGUCUGUCCUUCCCCUAUGAGGGUCCCGCCCCCCUGGAGGCCAUAGCCAAUGGCUGCGCAUUCCUCAACCCCAAGUUCAAUCCGCCCAAGAGCAGCAAGAACACCGAUUUCUUCAAGGGCAAGCCCACUCUGAGAGAGCUGACCUCUCAACAUCCCUACGCUGAGGUCUACAUCGGUCAGCCUCAUGUUUGGACCGUGGACAUUGAAAACUCUGCCGAGGUGGAGAGAGCCAUCCGCUCCAUCCUCAGCCAGAAGAUUGAGCCCUACCUGCCCUACGAGUUCACCUGCGAGGGGAUGCUGCAAAGAGUCAAUGCCUUCAUUGAGAACCAGGACUUCUGCCACGGCCAGGUGAUGUGGCCUCCCCUCAGCGCCCUGCAGGUCCGCCUGGCUGAACCCGGCCGCUCCUGCAAGCAGGUCUGUCAGGAGGACCAGCUCAUCUGUGAGCCCUCCUUCUUCCAGCACCUCAACAAGGACAAGGACCUGGCCAGGUUCGGUGUGGACUGUCAGACGGUGGAGUCGAGCGCUGACACGGUGGUGCCGGCCUACAGCGAGACGCGUCACCACUGCAUCUUCCAGUCCGACCUGCUGCUGUUCAGCUGCGCCGGCGCCCACCCGACGCUGCGGCGCAUCUGCCCCUGCCGCGACUACAUGAAGGGCCAGGUGGCACUGUGCAAAGGCUGCUUAUAGCACGGACGCACGGGCUGACGGGCGGGCCGGGGGCCGGAGGGGGAGGAGGAGGAGGAGCGGGCGCCGCCGGGGGUCGGGCUGCAGCCGGGCCGCUUCAGACUGAAAGAGGCGCCGAGUACAAAUCGACGUGUGCACGCGUGUGUGUGUCCAUGGCGUGGACACACACUCGUUCAAAGGACUCCAGGGCCUUGUGGUGGAACUGAUGCACACACACACACACACACACACACACACACACACUCCUGCAACACGCUCCACACCUGCAUCCCGCCCGCUGGCCUCCAGUCUGGGAAGCUGUGUGGACUCACAAACAGACGGAGCCGUGUUUGGAAUCUCGCCGUUUGCUUCGUGCGGCGCGGCCGAGCGCCCGUCAGCCCGCAGGGUCCCGGGACACGCCGCUCUUUGUUGUGCGAGCACCUCGCUGUCGGUCCGCAUGUCAGUGUCGUGUCUGAAUUACUUGAAUCAAAAGAAAAAAGGGAGCCGUCGUAGAUUUAGAGAUCUCAGCCGCCGAGCUCUCUGCUGCCACCGGUGGCCACCGGCGGUACUGCAGCCCAGAGCACUGUGUGUGUCUGUCUCCAGGCUCACGGGACAAAAAGGGACCAAGGAGGCAGCAGACUGAGACUGAGGUGACGCUCCCUGCACCCGCGCCCCCUCCAUCCGCCCCGCUCAGCCACAGGACUCUUUCAUCUUUGAUUUUAGGUAGGUUUGCACUGGACUGGCACGCCCCAAGGCCCGAAUCCCCACUGCACACACACACACACACACACACACACUCACACACAGGCCUACCAGACGGCGGCUGAAGAAGAAACCAGUUUUACACUGUAAGCGUCUCGUCGCUCUCCGCCGGGACGCGGGGGCGGCGAGGGCGGAUCCGUCAUGUAGAUAUCUAGAUUUUUAUUCUGGGAGUUUUAUCGUCGCCUGUAAGUGCUCAUCGCCCCCCCCACACACCACCUCACCCCCACCCCGCCCCUGUAAAAGACAGCCGCAAAACACACCAAACCAGUCACCGCCAUGGUAGCUUUUUCCUUUGAUUUCUCACUUUACGUCGUGCAUUAACUCCACGGGGCGCACAUGGUUUCCGUUUCUGUUGAGGAGGAGCGAGCGUGUGUGCAACAGGCCAGUAAAAGAAUUAUAAGCUUUUUUUUUUUCUUUUCUUUUCUUUUUUUUUUCCAGCCUUAUUUAAUGUUGUGGCACCGUCCUGUACGAGGAGCGCCCCAGGAGGAGACGCCGAGGGGGUUUAGGGCCGGGCUCAGCUCAUCUCGCCAGAUACUCGUCUCCAUCGCUUAUCGAGGCGUUUGUCUUUGUCUGUAUGUUCGCUAGAUAUACAGGAGGCUUUAAAAAAAAAAAAUUAAAAUCGAAAAUAAAAAAAAACAGGUUCACGUACAUUUCCCAUCUGUGCGCCGGUCCUCUCGAGCUGUACUGUAAAGUGGUCGCGACACAACAUCGCCAAACACGCCACACCCCGCCCACUCCCAUCCCCUCCUUUCAGUUGUUUGGAUCAUUCUUAGGAUCUUAAUUUGCCUGCAGAUUUCCCAAGAGAAAAAAAAAAUCUGUUUUAAGAUGGAAAAAAAAGAAAAUUAGUAGUUUUUGUGGUGAAUGGAAAAAAAAACUGCACUAUGUUAAUCUAUUUACAGAGGUUUAACGAGAUGAUAUUAGUAACACUGUAUAUUGUUCAUAUGGGUUUUAAAUUUUUCUUUUUUUAUUUAUUUUGUAUACAAAUCUUUUAUCUCUGUGUUCUGCUGGAAACAAAUCCUUUGUUUUUUAUUUAUAGGAGGGGUGUCUUUUAUUUCCUUUUAUAGAUUUUAUUUAUGGAGAGUAAUUUAAAAAAGAAAAAAAGCAUUUAAAAUAAAUGAGUAAAAGCGAGCGUGCUUUUAUUCGGGCGUACGGCCGACAGGGAAGCGCUUUGUUCCUGCGGAGCCGCCGGCGGUGAUGACAGGAGGGGAGAGAAGAGCAAACCCUGACACAGGUCUCCAACCGGACUGGGAAAAACCAGAGCCCAGAAACAGCUUUUUGUCAUGUCUUCUGAUCCAUGCACAGCAUAACUCAGCCCACGAUCCUGCAAGAAGGUUCCUCUCUUGAGCAAAGACGGAAGAAGUUGCGAUUUUUCCUCUAAAAUCUCUCACUCUGCUUGACAUUCUCUUAUUAAUUGGAACUAUUUGGUCUUAAAAAUGCUUGGAUUUGGGCUUUAAAAGUAAAAUUACAAUGUGCGAUUUGGGCUUCUUUAAAAAAAAAAAAAAAAAAAAAGUGGUUUCUCCCACACUGGGUUUCGUUUUAA